CUUACGCUUAAAUGGGCAUUAGCCCGCACACUUCUGUUGCAUAACUGCAGUUCUUGUUGCUGGCUGCAUGCGGCUAUGCUGUGCAGUCAUAUGCCGGGUGGUCUAAUACACUUUAUUUUCUAAUUGACCCUGUUGAUUGGCAUGUUUUUUUUUAAGUACUACUCAUAUGCUGAACACUGUUCCUUCCUUCUUGUUUUAUUUGUUAUACCUCUUAUAUAGAAGCAAUGCAUUUUGAAAGCUAAAGCACCAGAGGAGGUGGCAAUUUGUAUUGCUCAGAUUUGUUCUCCAGGGAACUCUGGGGUUUCUUCACAAUGAGUCGGAGGAGGAUAUCCUGCAAAGAUCUGGGACACGCUGACUUCCAGGGGUGGUUAUACAAGAAAAAGGAAAAAGGCACCUUCCUCAGCAACAAAUGGAGAAAGUUCUGGGUUGUGCUCAAGGGGGCAUCGCUGUACUGGUACAGCAAUCAGAUGGCAGAGAAAGCUGAUGGCUUCAUCAACUUGCCAGAUUUUGUUGUGGACAGAGCUGCUGAAUGCAAGAAAAAGUAUGCUUUUAAGAUCAGCCAUCCACAGAUCAAGACAUUUUAUUUUGCAGCAGAGAAUGUGCAGGAAAUGAACAUGUGGUUAAAUAAGCUCGGGUUAGCUGUAAUCCGUCUUGCAUCUACAGGAAAAGAUGAAGAAUGCUACAGUGAAAGUGAACAUGAGGAUCCUGAAAUAGCUGUGGAGACGCCACCCCCUCCCUACUCUGCUGAGCCUCCAUCGCAUUUGGGUCCACAAGAAGCAUCUUCAUCCUCACUUGUAUUGAACGAACCAUCCUGUUCUUUUUCUUCCCUGGAGAGUUCAGUCAAGUCACCCAGCAGCUCUUCCUCUUCCACAUCUAAAGCAGCCUACGCAGAAAGGCAAUCAUGGCUCGACCUUGUCAACAGUUCCUCUGUCACUGAAGAUGUGGGACAGUCCAUAAUGGUUCAGAUCCAUUCACCUGCCCUCCCAGAGGCCUCAGAAAAUGACCUUGUCAAAUCUGAAAGUGGAUUUCUGAACUCUUUGUCAAGUGAGGAGACAUCUUCACUGAACAGUAGUUUAGAUCAUCUCUCUGUUCCUGAUGACACUAUAGGAUUCAAGACAUCAGAUAGAGAACAGACAAAAGGCCUGGAAGAUGACGAAAUGGAAAAGCUUUACAAAUCUCUAGAACAAGCCAGUUUAUCUCCUAUUGGUGAUCGACGACCUUCAACCAAAAAGGAAUUGAGGAAGUCUUUUGUCAAGCGGAGCAAAAAUCCGUCCAUCAAUGAGAAACUCCACAAAAUCCGGACGUUGAAUAGCACAUUAAAGUGUAAAGAGCAUGACUUAGCCAUGAUUAACCAGUUGUUGGAGGAUCCGAAGCUGACGGCAAAGAAGUACAGAGAAUGGAAGAGCACAAAUAGCUUGUUGGUGCAGGAGAUCUAUCAGCAGCAGAGUGCAAAGACUGCCGCAGAAGGACCUCACCUGGAGCCUGAGGGACAAACUUCUUUUACCCAUGUUGAAAGUUCUAUUUGAGGUCAAGCCAGAACUCUCUCCCUACCUUGUUUUAUCCUCAGCAACCCUUUAAGCUGCUACAAAGUCUUGCAUUUUUCCUGAAAAGGAGACCUAAAAACUAUUCCCCAGAACCUCAGAUCUGGCCUGAUUAGGCGACUUCACUGGAAGCAAAUUACCUAAUGCAUGGAAUCCCUAGUUCAAAUGACAGUGUAUCCAUUUGAUGAAUCAAUCAAUUUAAUUCAGGUAUAAAUGAUUGAGAAUUCACUAUAUAUGAGGUGCUAUGAGAGGUGAGGAAGCGUGUGGGGGAAACAAGAGAUUCAUAUGAUGUGAUCUGCUUUCAAGGAACAUACAGCAACAAUCUGUGGAAUAGAGAAUCACAAGAAAUUUUCAUAAUUUCAUGAUUCAAUCCCUUGGUAACAGGAAGAAAAUGUAAAAAAGAAUAUCCAUGGUCUUUCUUGCUGGGUUGUCAUCUUUCCCAUGUCACUUUUAGAUGGGAGGAAUACAAUAUAAAUUCUUUUUUGUUGUUAUUUAAUUCAGAAUCUUGUCUUUGGGGUUGCAGAUCACUAAUCCCAUUUCUACAAACCCUUAAAGAGAAUACAUUGGCAUUUAAAAUAAAAAGAAAGACUCAGAAGAGAGCUAUUCCAUGGGAGAAAUGUCCUAUCAUUUGUGGACUCAAAGGACUACUUGACAUUUCCAAAUUUCACACUGGUUGGGGAAAUUCUACAACACGUGGAGAGAUGUUGCUUGUACCACUUGGGGACGUCUGUUUUCUGACUUUAUUCAUCAACCACAGGACUUAACCAUGCAUCAGGAAAGGUGUGUCUGCUGCCUGUAGACUUGACUAUGGUACAGGAUUUGUAUUUGUGUCCAGGUGCCCUAAGAUCCACACAGCAAGGAUAUUUUUGGCAUCUGAAGUUUUUCAAUUUCUUUAUUCAAAGGAAUGAAAAAAAUUGAGCUAAUUCAUAGUUGCUUUUAUUUUUGUAAGGUUAUCUGUCACUUUAUGGCUUAUGUGAAUAUAUAGCUAUGUACAUAUCAAUAUGUAUAUGUUUGUUAUUUAAGUCUAUUUAUAGAAGUCCAGAUUACCAGUGUUAAUAAGAUCAUGCUAUUUUUCCCUUAUUGAAUAGGCUACAUGUUCUAAGUAGACAUAUUUUUAAUCUGAGAAAAAAUGGAGAUACUAGUGAGUUGUUUCAAUCAUUCCAGUGCAUCACCUUGAAAAGUCUGAAGCAUUUGCAGGAAACCUGUAGGAUAUAUAUGGGAACAUGCCAAAUAUGUUGUUUGGUUCCUCCCUCCUCCAUUGUAGUAGUAUAGUAUAAUGGAAAGCUCACUGUAUAGGGAUUCAGAAUGUGGCUGUCAUUUAUUAGCCAUGGAAUCUUGGCCAAAUCACUUAUCUUCCCUGAGCCUCAGUUUUUCCAUCUAUAGAAUAAAGCUAGGAAUAGUGGACUAGAUAAUCUAUGAAGUCCCCUCUGACUGUAACAUUCCCUGAUUCUCAUUCCCUAUUUAUACGUGUAGUGGCAUUCACAGAAUCCUAGAACCUCAGGGUUAAAAGGGACAUCAGAGAAGCACUAGUCCAAACCUGUACCUGAACAAGAAUCCUCUCUAUAACAUAGCUGGCAAGGCAUCACCUCACCUUUGCUUAAAGACCUCCAGAGAUGGGAUACCAACAGCUUCCUGAAAAACAGCCCAUUCUACGUUGGUAGAGUUUUAGAGGUUAGGAAGUUUUCCAUUUUACAAGGCUGCCCAUCUCUUUUUCAUUUCCAUCCAUUUCUCCUGGUUCUGCCAUCAGGGACCAAACAGAAAAAUUUUAAUCCGUCAUCCAUUUGAUAUCCCUUCACAUAUUUGAAGAGAGCUACCAAGGAUUUGUAAAACAUAAAUCAAAAUUUAGUUUAAAAUUAUUUAAAUUGGGAAACUUUGGCCAGAGAGGUCUUAGAGUUCAUUAUAUUUUCAUAUAAAAUUAUCAUUCAAAAAAAGAGAAAUCUAUAUUUUCCUUCAUUGUAAGGAACAUCUUUCAAUCAUAUUCCUCUUUCACAUUGCUAACUAUAUAUAUAUAUAUAUGUGUAUAUGAUAUAAUUGCAUUGAUUGUAAUUAUAGUAAUAUAUGUGUAUAUAUGUAUACAUGUAUGUAUAUAAUGUGUGUAUAUGCAAUUAUAUAUUUGUGUGUAUAUACAAACAUGCAUAUAUUCAAAUGCCAAACAGAUUCACAUAUCCCUGGAAUAACAUUCUUAUUAAGAUGUAUUAGAAAUCCUGGUACUCCUUGUUGAAGAUUAACUUGGAUUAUUAGAGGAAAAAGAUGAGGAAAGAAGCUGUGUCAUUUUGGAAUUAACCUAAUGACUGUUCACUAGAAGAACAAACAUGGCUCAUUUUGGUCUUACAUCAAGCAGACCAUUGAAAUGGCACAUUAUAUUUCAUAGCUUAAACAUUUGGCUUAACAUUAAAAAUAUGAGGAAACCCCUAAACUGCACCUAUCAGUUAAAUGCAAAUAUUCAAUCAAUUAAAACAACUUUAAGCUCCAUGGGUUUUAGUACUGUUGGCUUUAAGAAUGAAGCAAUCUUAUUGUGAAAAGGAAAAAAAACUCUUUAAAGUACAGUUAUGGCAGUAGAAAUGACACUAGGAUGAGAAAUACCUAUUCUGUCAUGUAGAUACAUUUCCAUGUCUCACUAUAGGCUUUUAAUAUUAAAGAAGUGGUAUGAGGCAGUCCCAUUGACCUUUUAAUGCAAACUGUCAUGCUACCAUAGACAUUGAAGAAGGGAAAAGGUCAAAAGCCAAACCUUUGAAAGAUCUUCAAAAAUCAUCUGUGACACAGUUCUAUAAAGAAUUUUGGUAACAUCAUUGGGGUCAAGAUGGUCAUAUCAAUAUUCCCCCUCCCCAAAUUGAAAUUCUACAUAGUGAGCCCAACCUUUGUCUCUAUGUAGACUGGAGUGGUAGUGGUCAGGUAAAGGUAUGUGGAACUGGACCCAAGGAGUCAAUUAAUUGUCAUUAGUUGUAAUUCCCAGAAUUAUAACAAAUCCACACUAGUUUUUUUUUUUUUACUAAUGUUUCAAAGCCUUCUUUGAUCAUCAUCUGGUAGUACUUGCACUGGUAUCCUCUGUUAUGAAGGGGAUAUGGUGAAGGCCCUCAGCACUUGGGGUGGGAUCUCCUGCUGUGAAUUUAGGAGAGGACAUGGACAAGAAUACCUACAGGAUGGGUAGGCAUGGACUGAAGAGAAUGCCCUAAUUAGUGAGAUUAUAGAUCUGGUGGAGGAGGAUAAAAGCCAAGGUAUUAUUGGCCCCUCUGUUUUGAAGUCUUGGUAAGUUGGAAAUAGAUCUGGAAAGUUGACAACCCUAUUCUGUCCCAGGUAAUGGUGAUUUUGCAUCACUGAGUAUAGAAUCAACCUAACAGUUAUUGGGUAAGGCCUUCUUUCUGGAUCUCCAGAUAGUUCCCUAUGGAAAGUGUGGAAAUGUCCUCACUAUGAUGUAUAAGAAGGCUGAUCGAAGUGAGUAUUUUUUGUGUUUCUUCCCCAAACUGCCAUACUUUCUCUUCUUUUAGGAGUGUUCAUAGGAGUUUGUUUCAGGUAGGUCACCAUGGGUUAAAGAAUAAAUGGAAAGCGGCACCAAUUCAAGCUUAUUUUUAGAGAUUAGGUCCUUGUUCAUACCAUGACUUACCCAAAUCACGUAGAUGCACCUACAAAACUGGUUUCAUCUAGAGCUACCCUAACCUCUUUAGGGUCCCAUUGAGAGUGGGUGAUUCCGAAUAAUCGUGGUGCAGAAUUUUCCUUGGUGGCCAAGGUCAAAAGAGGAUAUCCCUCGGGGACGCUUCAAUCUAGACCUGACUCAAGAGAAGCCAAUGCAGGAGAUGGAGGGCCAGCUUUAAGAUUUUCUUCCCCUCUUCCUCAUCAUUCCACAACUUACAACACUGUACUGUUUACAGGAAUCAGUACCAGAGUACUCUAAAAAGUGAAUUUUGGUGGUGACAUUUGGGACGAGCACUUCAACUUGCCUCUGGGGUCUUUUAUGAGGCCUCCUGCAUAUAUAAUAGAAAGCCAGAUCUUAGAAUGUGAAAGGUUCAAAGAACAUUGCAAGAAAUGCCCAGAGACAUUUCUAAAGGUCCUUAGAAGCCCCAGGAAGAACGGCUACUUGGAGUAGAAUUUAGACGUAAAAUUGAUGUGAAAAGCAGAAACCAAGGAACAAGAGACAGUUUGACUUAAAUUAAUUUUAAACAUGACACUGAAGAUCAUAGGAGUCCAGUGACAGAAUCAAAAAUUUGAGAGUUGGGAUGAAUUCUUAGCAGCCAUAUAGUCCAACCCAUACACCCUCAUAUCUUUAGUGUACCAUGCUUGAAACCUUCCCUCCAAAAAAGGGAAGCCGUUUUUUAGCUAUUCCAUGCCAUUUGGGAACAGCUCUAAUUGUUAGGAAGGUUUUUUCCUGGCAUUGAUCAUAAAUUCAUCUUUUUUUGCAACUUUUAUUCAUUGCUUCUGGUUCUAUCCUCUGAAAUGAGAUGGUCCCUUUUGCUUUUGAUGGCAGAGAAAGCCCUCUUCCAAGUGUAGUGGGAAUUCCUUCUUCCCUUUUCCCUCCCACCCAUGUUUUGAAAAACAUUAAUGAAUUAUAUGAAUUGGGGACAAACCAUGUAAGUUAGUAAUAUUUUCCCCAUUUUGUAAAGACAAAUUAUACUGUUUAUUAGGAAUUUGGAGAGCCUUUAAUAAAAUGGACUUAUUAAAAAAUUGAUAACAUCCCACUUUUUUUGUGAAGAGGGAAUUGCCACAAAUUGUUACUUUGGCCAAACUCCCUAACUUCAGCUUCUCCAUAGGAAAAAUGGGUAUUUUCCCCUUAUUACCUUAUAUCACAUAGGGAUGUUAUGAAAAUGAAUGGGAUAAUUGGAUGUUCAAGAAAUAAGCCUUUGGGCUUCAAAAGGUGCUAUAUAAUCCCCAGGGAGCAAAUAUAACCAAGUUCCAUACUCAAUUUCAGUAUAUAUCUCUAUAAAAUAUACCCCCAUCAAUUGUUCUCAGAAAUACUUGUAUUAGACAUAGAUUUACAUACAUUACAUUUCUAGGCAAUGAAGAUCAAACUAUCACUUCAUACUAAAAUAGUCAUCAGGGUCCAAAAGAAGUGCUAGGUAUACUCUUACUCUGACAUAACACUACUACUAGCUCAUAAAUCCCAUGAGGCCAGGGACUGUCUUCAAUUUUGUAUUCUUUCCUGGACUAACAAACUUAACAAUGGGUGCUUAAUAAAUGCUUAUUGGGUUCAAUUGCUAAAUUUGAAUUGGACCUUCCUAUCCAUGUUCCUCUCAGUAUGGGCAAUAUGUCAGUUUUCUCAUUUGAAAGUAAGGAAACUGACCUUCAGUAAGGUAGAAAGGUGAUGUGCUUCUAGCAGGAUGCUAUAGAUAGGUAAUCCAGAGAUCUAGUCCCAGUUUUGCUCCUAACUAACUGUGUGAUUUAGAGCAAAUCAAAUAACCUCUCUGGGGCUCAUUUUCCUCCUGAAAAGCAAGGGAUCUCAGAGAUCUCUUUCACUUACAACAUUAUAAGACUCUUAACACUUCAGAAUUAUAGCUCAGAAAUAGAAUGUUAUUCUGCCUGCUAGGGAGCUGGGUUUCUUUUUACCAUAGACUUUUAUGAAUACGAUUCAGCCAUGAAGGACUGAAAAGCUGUGGGUUUGCUUUUUUGUAGUGAGGCAGGAAGUGGCUUUCCUGCCUUCAAUGUAAAUAGGUAUCUUUCACACACGCAAAGGGCCCAGAGAGUAUCACAAUGAUCUUUACCCAUACUUUGCAACUUUUUCUGUUGUGAAAAGGAGAACUAAGCUGUUCCUGGCUAAUUGCACCUAAAAUAUUGAGACAUGUCUCUGUGGAGAAUUGUUUCUCAAACAUCAUGUGAUACAAACCAGGAUGUUAUCAUUGCAUUUUCUUGGAAAUCUCUGUUAGGUAGGCAAUGUGAUAUUUAGGAUAACAUGGAUAAAUGUCAACAAUUACUAGGAAUACCCCAUGCUCCCAUGUUGUUAAAUCUGAAAUAAAAUGUAGGAAGCAUCACCUUAUACUUUUAAAUUGCAUUGUCCAAUGUCUUUUAAAAAUAUUGAACAAAAGAAAAUAUGUUUAAUAAAGCAACACAGAAAGACUUUCAGGAAAUUUGUUAAAAAUAGCGCUUGGGGUUCAUCUGCUUCUCUGCCUCUCUGUUCCGGGGGAAAAAAAAUGUCAUGCUCUGGGCUGCCUUCUUUUUUCAAGCCUUUUCUUCUACAAAGGUUAGAGUGACCUCUUGUGGAUAUGAAAUGAGCUGCUCACUUAUCUGAACAAAUAGAAUGGCCCCAAAUAGUCACUGGGUUUCACAUACUGUUGGUGCAUGUUAACUUACAUUGUUAUGCAAAUAAAACUUUAAUGAUGUUGGGGAAUCUGUUUUCAAAUGAUAACUUGCUGUUGUCUUUUCAAAUAAUGCAUGUUUUCAAAUGCGCAAGAGCCUUAGAAAUUUUCCUAGCCUUCAUUGGGUUUGACAAAAUUGUAUUUCUGCCAUAAAAUUUGCAUUGCAUAUUUCUCACUGCUUCCUUCUUUACCACUCCUAGGCCGUCCUGAUUUUUUCUAAUGUCCAUGGUAUCAUUAAACUUUGAGGGUUAAGUUUACAGUAAAAAAAGAACUUAGU
Dromiciops gliroides (monito del monte) is the source of this 8099-nucleotide messenger RNA. RefSeq names its product interaction protein for cytohesin exchange factors 1 (gene IPCEF1). The record is from RefSeq and is a predicted model, not a curated record. Bases 312 to 1526 code for a protein of 404 amino acids. The transcript is spliced from 9 exons. NCBI's taxonomy places the organism in Eukaryota, Metazoa, Chordata, Mammalia, Microbiotheria, Microbiotheriidae.